This is a messenger RNA of Colletotrichum gloeosporioides, 285 nucleotides long. RefSeq lists its product as uncharacterized. The coding region runs from base 1 to 285 and encodes 94 amino acids. The transcript has a single exon. NCBI's taxonomy places the organism in Eukaryota, Fungi, Ascomycota, Sordariomycetes, Glomerellales, Glomerellaceae. The record is from RefSeq and is a predicted model, not a curated record.
AUGGCAACCGAAAGGUACACGAGCUCUCUGGAGCCCUAUUUCCAGAGCCAGGCCUGGCACCCGUUCUCGCAGGCUGCGCUCACGGAACCCAAGGUCUCAUCCAUGACCGUGGUCGUCGAUGACCUUAACGAGUGGGAGGACGUGUGGCGUUAUUGCCAACGCGAGCAUACCGAUCCCGAAUGUGCCGAUGAGGUUGAGGAGGAGGAGACGGACCUGGACACCCAUUGGGGGUUCUCCCCGACUAUGAUCCCGCUUAUGACGAAGACGGACCAUUGCAUUUACUGA